UGGCUUUGUCAAGCAGCCGCUGUGAGAACAAGCCGAGCGGUUGGUCGGUUGAUGGGUGAAACAACAACAGGCUCGGCGAUAUGAGGGUUUCUCAGACACUGAUUUGGGCCGCUUUUCUCAUCCAAAAGGUGGUGGGGGAGUAUGGCAUGGCUCAUUUCAGUGAGACAGGUAAAAGUAAUGGGAAGGACUACUGCAUAUUCUUCAACUCACAGUGGGCGCGUCUACCUCAGGACCUCAAUAAAGCAUCCCGUCUUCAGAUCCACGACCUGACAUCUUCGGUCCUGUGCUCGCCCUCCGAGGUGCCAGAGGGAGGCUUCCCAAACCGCAUCCCCAUGGUGAUGAGGGGCAACUGCACCUUCUAUGAAAAGGUUCGCCUGGCCCAGAUUAAUGGUGCCAAGGGUCUCCUCAUUGUCAGCAAGGACCGGCUGACACCACCAGCUGGAAAUAAGAGCCAGUAUGAGGAGAUAGACAUUCCUGUGGCUCUGCUGAGCUACUCUGAUAUGUUGGACAUAAGCAAGACAUUUAGUAAAGGAAGGCUUGUGGCCAUGUAUGCACCCAACGAGCCGGUGUUGGACUACAACAUGGUGAUCAUCUUCUUGAUGGCUGUGGGAACGGUGGCUGUCGGAGGCUACUGGGCCGGCAGCAGAGAUCGCAAGAAGCGUUACAUGAAGCAUAAACGAGACGAUGGAGCGGAGAAGCAGGACGAGGAGACGGUGGACGUCACCCCCAUCAUGAUCUGUGUGUUUGUGGUCAUGUGCUGCAACAUGCUGGUGCUCCUUUACUUUUUCUAUGACCACCUGGCCAUUUGGGUCAUCGGCAUCUUCUGCUUGGCCUCCUCCGUCGGCCUCUACAGCUGUCUGUGGCCUUUUGUCAGGAGGAUUCCUUUCUGCAAGUGCAGGAUCCCGGAGAACAACCUGCCGUACCUGCACAAACGCCCUCAGAUCCGCGCUCUCCUGCUGUCGGCCGUCUGCAUCGCCAUCAGCAUCAUCUGGAUGGUGUUUCGCAACGAGGACCAAUGGGCCUGGGUGUUGCAGGACGCCCUGGGGAUCGCCUUCUGUCUCUACAUGCUCAAAACAGUGAGGCUGCCAACAUUCAAGGCGUGCACUUUACUGCUGUCUGUUCUGUUUGUUUACGAUGUUUUCUUCGUAUUUAUUACACCCUUCUUUACAAAGAGUGGGGAGAGCAUUAUGGUGGAGGUGGCGGCUGGCCCCUCAGACUCCGCCACACAUGAGAAGCUGCCCAUGGUGCUCAAAGUGCCGAGGUUGAACUCCUCUCCUCUGGCUCUCUGUGACCGGCCCUUCUCCCUCCUUGGCUUUGGGGACGUCUUAGUACCAGGUCUGCUGGUGGCAUACUGUCACCGAUUUGACAUUUUAACCCAGUCCUCCAGGAUCUACUUUGUGGCCUGUACGAUCGCGUACGGCGUCGGCCUGCUGAUCACCUUCGUGGCCCUGGCGGUGAUGCAGAUGGGCCAGCCGGCCCUGCUCUACCUGGUGCCUUGCACUCUGCUCACCAGCCUCACCGUGGCGCUGUGGCGCAGGGAGCUGCGUCAGUUCUGGACUGGAAGUGGAUUUGUGCCUCCUAUAGUCCUCGCACCGAUCAACCCCACGCAGACUGCAGAGCCGCAGACAGAGGAGCCGCCCGCCGAACCGGAGCCACAAACCCCCGAAGCCACCGAUCAGAGCGAAGACACGCCUGAUGCACCGCCGCCUCAGGAAACGCCUCCAUCACUGAAGGAAAGAGGGGAGAAAACCAACAACUAGUACAUUUCUACUUUCACUACUGACUUGGCUUUUGUCUAAGGGGGUCCUGAUCAGCUGGCUUUUUGGCUCAUUUGUUCAUCUCUCCCUAAACAAAAGGGAAGAAGUGCUGAAACUGUUUUAUCUAAAAAAAAAAAAACUUCCAACAGAGUGCAAUGGGAACUUAAAAAGUAUUAAUCUGUUUGAGGUGCUGGUAAAGAUGGGUGAAAUAACCAUAAAGUUAAUUCAGUUUUUAUUGCAGUAGUAUGAAAAUGUAAAAACAGUUUUUUUUUUUUUUAACCAAAAAAAAAAGACAGAUAAGGCCGAAAUGCAUCAGACCUGAUUUAUCAACUGAUCCAACAGAAAAACAGACCAGGCAGACCAUGCAGUAUUCUCUGCAGCUGCGUGGCUCUACGCCGGGCUCUAUACCGAGCUACCCAGCAAUUAGAAGUAAACGUGUCAGAGUUAACGUCCACUUUGGGGAACAUAGAAAAAAAUAAAUCUCCAAAACGCACGUUAAACCGUUCAGGUUUGUCCCCAAAUAGGUUCGUCUAGAAUCAUGCAGCUCACACAUGUUGCUUGUCAGAAUUCCCGGUGCAAUCAUUAAGACAUUUCGAUAACCAGUGAGCCUACCUGCGUUAGCUGCUUAGAAAAACAGAAAACAAAUAAAUAGAAACAAAAACCUUUUAGCAAAAGCAGCAAGCUACACCAAAUAAAAAAUGAAUCAGAGCUUUGUAGAAUCGGAUGCAGAUGGUGUAUUCAGACCUUUACUGCUAUACCUGCAGUAACCGCAGCUGCUAGUACAUAUUUAGUCCAUUUUUAAUUCACUUUAACAGGGUUCUCAGGAGAAAUAAGCCCAGAGCAUGACAAGUCUCUGCUGUGCUUAAUAGUCUGUGGGAAAUCCUCUCCAAAUUAUCCUUUUAUUUCCACAAAAAGUCUUAGGGCCUUAUGUAUAAAGUGUGUCUGCAUACAAUAAACAUGCAGAGCAUUGUUUAGCCCAAAACUAUGAAAAUGAACAUUGGGUGAAAGUGUGCAAAACUUUUAAACCCACACUUUAAAAACUCUAAAAAUGGUGACAGCCAAACCUGUAUGUUUCCCAGAUGUGUAAAAUCCCCUGAGAAUAUGUUUAAAUAGGCAUUAAAUCCCUAUUUGCAUGAAGGAGCCGACAUCUGAGGGGAAUCAGGGCUAUGACUGAACCUCAGUUGCUAUAAGGCAGGAUCUGUGAAUGUAGCAUUUAUAAAUGUUACAUUCAUUUUCAUUACAAAGCUAUGCAGGCAUUUCUGAUGAGUAAAGUUGUCUCACAAAUGCAGUGGCUCAACUCAGGAUUCAUUCAGAGCCUCUAUAAUAACUUUAGCUAUUUGAAAUAAUAGACACAGUGGGAACAUGCUCCGCUCAAAGCCUGGAUGCCAUGUAUUUUUAUUUCUUUUUUUAUAGAUAUGUUUUUGUUUUGUUGUUUUUCUUUUUAAGGCGAAAUACUGAAUAGUUUCAAACAUGAAGUGUGGCUUACUUCACUUGUUUGUGUGGUGACGGGGUUCCUAAUAGAAGCAUGAGGGUCAUAUUCACACCUUAGAAACUAUUUGUUACACAUUACAAUGAUCAGCAUGAAUCAAUAAUUAAGCUCAGUUGAGCAGCUAAGUGUUUUUCCCUGACUGACGUUCCGAACACACAGGCUAUGUGAACUAAAACAAACACCAGAUCAUUUCCCCCCGUAGUUUUAGUGAGACGGCUGCACGCUCUUUUAUGCAUGAGGCCCCCAGUCUGUUUGCAUAUUUCACUUUUUAUCUGAAUGCUAAUCUACACCUUCUGUUGGAUUCCAAUAAAAGCGUUGAGCAACUAUGCUGCAGCACCAGGUGGCGAUAAUGUCGAUAAACAUGCAUUAAAAUGGAAAUGAAAAAAUGAUGAUAAUCUCGGGUUCAGUCCUCGCUUGAAGAUUCUUCCCAAACAGUUUUCCUUCAUUUUAACUUUCUCAUUUUAGAUUGAUGUUGACAGGGGUCAAAAUCGCGAUGACUAUCCAGGCUUCAUUAGAUCCAUCUAAUAGUUGCCAUGGAGACAGCUAAAUAACGUGCUGCAGUUGCCUUACAAGUUAAAAACGGGUCCUUGACUGGACAAUAAGAGACGCCCCCUGAUUACCAAAGAGAAACAAUUCUGUUUGUUUUUAAACUAUAGAUAUUUUAAUCAAGUGACCAAAAUAAACUAAUUAAAGGUUGGAUUUGAAAAUAACUCUGUGAGAUUUUGCCACUGCAAUAAAAGCUGAGUUUACUAGGGCUCCAUUGUAGUAUAACUGUCUUAUCUAACAGUCUGUGGCGCCCACGAAGGAAGAAAGUGUUUCCACUUUAUCACCAGUAAAAGGUUAGCAACAGCAUCCAGAAAACUUGGAAGUUGGUAAAAAUCGUGGACUUUCAUCUGUUUUAUUGAGCUUUUCACAAUGAGCUCACUUGCAAUGACUUCAAAUAAAAUUGUGCCCCAACUA
Messenger RNA from Cyprinodon variegatus (sheepshead minnow), 4206 nucleotides. RefSeq names its product signal peptide peptidase like 2B (gene sppl2b). The transcript has 15 exons. Gene Ontology annotation, molecular function: aspartic endopeptidase activity, intramembrane cleaving. The coding region runs from base 81 to 1760 and encodes 559 amino acids. NCBI's taxonomy places the organism in Eukaryota, Metazoa, Chordata, Actinopteri, Cyprinodontiformes, Cyprinodontidae. The record is from RefSeq and is a predicted model, not a curated record. Gene Ontology annotation, biological process: membrane protein proteolysis. Gene Ontology annotation, cellular component: Golgi-associated vesicle membrane; cytoplasmic side of endoplasmic reticulum membrane; lysosomal membrane.